Haliaeetus leucocephalus (bald eagle) is the source of this 2004-nucleotide messenger RNA. It is a transcript of the gene NADK2, whose product is annotated as NAD kinase 2, mitochondrial. NCBI's taxonomy places the organism in Eukaryota, Metazoa, Chordata, Aves, Accipitriformes, Accipitridae. The transcript is spliced from 12 exons. The record is from RefSeq and is a predicted model, not a curated record. Gene Ontology annotation, biological process: NAD+ metabolic process. Gene Ontology annotation, cellular component: mitochondrion. Bases 229 to 1068 code for a protein of 279 amino acids. Gene Ontology annotation, molecular function: NAD+ kinase activity.
AGACCUGAGGUGCUCAGCGGCAGAUGUUGUCUGUGGGAGCUUGCCUUGAAGGGAUCUAACUAUGCUGGUCUGCUGGAGCGGCACCGCAUUCAUACAAAAAACGUGGAGCAUGUUGUAGACAGUUUACGGAACGAGAAGAUAGAAGUUCGUCUUGUUAAACGUCGAGAAUAUAAUGAAGAGACAGUUCGGUGGGCAGAUGCUGUUGUAUCAGCAGGAGGUGAUGGUACAAUGUUGUUGGCAGCCAGUAAGGUCUUUGAUAAAUUUAAACCGGUUAUUGGAGUAAAUACUGAUCCUGAAAGAUCGGAAGGUCACUUAUGCUUGCCUGUGAGAUACACGCACUCGUUCCCUGAAGCACUACAGAAGCUUUAUCGUGGUGAGUUCAGGUGGCAGUGGCGGCAAAGAAUCCGACUGUAUCUUGAAGGAACUGGUAUUAACCCAACCCCUGUAGAUUUACAUGAACAGCAGCUAAGCCAAGAGCAACACAGCAGGGCUCACAUAAGUGAAAGAUUCCAGGAUCAAAGAUCUGACAUUUCUGGUCCACAUCUUUUACCAGUGAGAGCACUCAAUGAAGUCUUCAUUGGGGAAUCUCUUUCAUCCAGGGCCUCCUAUUAUGAGAUAUCAGUUGAUGAUGGUCCUUGGGAAAAACAGAAGAGUUCAGGGCUUAAUGUGUGUACUGGAACAGGAUCAAAAGCAUGGUCCUAUAAUAUUAACAAGGUAGCACAUCAAGCUGUUGAAGAGAUCCUUAAGAUCGCUAAAAAGCAUGGAAGUUUGACUAUGCCAUUGAACACGGAACUAGUACAAAAAGUAACAAAUGAUUACAAUGAGUCCCUGCUCUACAGUCCAGAAGAACCAAAGAUGUUUUUCAGUAUUCGAGAACCUAUUGUAAACAGAGUUUUCUCAAGUAGCAGGCAGCGUGGCUUCUCUUCAAAAGUCUGUGUCCGUUCCCGUUGUUGGGAUGCAUGUAUGGUUGUGGAUGGAGGAACAUCUUUUGAGUUCAAUGAUGGGGCGAUAGCUUCAAUAAUGAUCGAUACAGAGGAUGCACUGUGCACUGUUCUGCUGGAAGAAUGAAGGACCCUAGCAUCUUCUGCUGAAACAAUUCUGGAUCCAGAGAGGGAACUCCUGGAGAUAGACAGCACAUCACAAUGCUGCAUUAUGUUGGAAGUUGGCCUUUUUGUAUGCAAAAGCAUUCGGAAGAAGCUUGAGAUGCUUUUCAUUCCUUUGGGUUGGGGAAACCUUAGCCUGAUAUUUAAGCUCUUUUUGUGUCUGCUGUAAAAGAAAUGUAUCUGAAGUCUUACCUCUAACUUCAGUGAAAAUUGACAUUUUAACCUGUAAGGCAAGCAUGGAAGAACAGGUGUUAAGUCAGUAGCAUUAAAUAUUCAGAUGUACAGUUUUUUUAGUAACAGUCUGGGACUGAUGAAACUAAACACCUUCAUACAUACACUUUUGUAGAAAAGUUGACUGUCAAUCUAGCAAUUUGAUGAAAGGAUAUAUAGAUUUUCAUAAAUCCUGAUGUUGACGUAAUAGAAAUGGAAAUACAAACCUUUUGUAUGCUUUUCAAAAAUUUUACAACUUUGUAGUUUCAUACAACUUGUGACAAUUUUUUUUUUUUCUCUUCCAGUAUUUUUUCUACUUUGUAGAUUUACAUCAGAAGUAAAAGUCUGGUUUAAUCACAUCUUGAAUGAGGUAGCUCUUACCUUUUCUCUUUGGCUAGAGAGGGACUUGAAACCCAAGGGUUUUCUUGAGCCCUUUAAUUGGACUAUACAACCUAUAGAAAACAUGCUGAAGUAUGAUAUACUUCUUCACUGGAUGGAUUAGCUGGCUAGCAGGUGUUCAGUCGCAGUAGUGCACGUAGGUGGCUAUCAUUAAGAAAGGUAUUUGCCCUUAUUAAGUUGAAUGGUUUGGAAUUUUAUGUUCUGAAUUUCUUUAUAAUUGAAGAAGAAUGAGAUGUGCUGGGUGCUAGUACUUAGAGCACAAGUUAAUACCUCUAUCUCUCGCAAUUUUCCA